Molecule: messenger RNA, 1038 nt
Organism: Leptosia nina
Lineage: Eukaryota; Metazoa; Arthropoda; Insecta; Lepidoptera; Pieridae
Source: the annotation of a GenBank genome assembly
AUGAAGAAAAAUCUAGUUUGUGAUAUAAUCGGUAUUAUGUACGUCCGCAGUCUGUGCGGUUUCUACAGCGCUCUGCCGUUGAUGGAACGAUAUUCGACGCUGAAGUUCUUCUGGUUCCUACCUAACUUGGUUUACUGCUUCCUAAACUAUCAGAACGUCAUCAACAAAUUGAACACCGCUCUCUUCACUUACUUCAAGGCGCUGGAGUUCUUCGGUUACUUCUCGCUUUCGUAUUACACCGAAGACAUACACCUCUACGAGUACUACACGUUCGACGACAGAGUCGACACUUCCCGACUGGUCGAGAGCUACUCCAGAAUCCGAAAGGGGCUCGCGUGCUACGUCUCCCUCUUCUUCGCGGCUUACAUGAGCAUCUUCAUAAUCUUCUCGGUGUGCGCGAUGCGAGUGGAGUACGCCUGUCUGACGGUGGUCUUUCUACGCGUCUACAUGGACUUCGGGCGCGUCCCGGUCUACCUGAUCGUCGCUCUGCACUACUGUCGCUCGAGGGCGUUCUUCGAGCGGAUGCACCGCGAUCUGAGCGACCCCGCCUCGCUCGACGUCAAGGCUGUUCUGCAGAGAUACGAAAUCCUCGAAACCAAGUUUACGAAAACGCUCGGACCCGUUAAGUGCGCGAUUUCCCUGUUUGCGUUCUUCGGGUUCGUAAAUAUCGUCAGGAAUCAAUACUACAUGACGAUUAAUUUCUCCGAAUCAGAAAAGGACUACCCUCUGUUGGCCUGUUCGGCUCUUCGGAUCGUGCACAGCGUGGCGAUGUCGUUCGCGAUGGCCUGGGCCUUCGAGACCAUUUCGGACGAUCUGAACAAAAUCAAGCAUUCUAUCGCGAACAAACUGGCCUCCGCGGCGUAUGAAAGCCGGAAGACAGAUUUGACACGGCUCCUUCAGUUCCUUACAGUGAGCCCCAUGGCGUUCUCCAUUUGCAAUGUGAUUCCUCUGAAUAUGAAUUUCCCUUUAGGGUUUCUGACUCUGUGCAUCAAUAAUUUCAUUUGCAUUAUACAGUUGCACCAAAUCUUAAGCCCAUAG